CUCAUCCUCACUAAACGAUCGGCCGGAGAGACCCUUGCAUGCUCACAGCCUCACAUGCUGCCUUGGCAUAGGACUGCAAGACUUGACCAAGACAAUCGUGCAUCUCAACAAAGGCUCUAUAGACCGAAUCCCCUUGUGCUGUUCAUCGAGUAGUCAUCCUGGCUGACGUCUCACAAACUGCAAUAACUCAGCGAGAGCACCUCCCUCCUGCACAUACAAAGCAGUUCUAGUGAGACAACUGCAUUAAGCACCGCUGAUCGAAGCAGUCACUUCUUGUUCAUCCUCGGUCGACGUCUCGAAUACCACAUUCAUGGCGAGUGCCACGUCACCGACCAUCUACUUCGGAUAUGGAAGCAACCUUUGGCAGCAUCAAAUGCACAUGAGAUGUCCAACCUCUGAGUAUCUUGGUAUCGCACGUCUCGACAACUACCGCUGGAUGAUCAACGAUCGCGGCUACGCAAACGUCGUCCAGGUCGAACCAAGUUCCUCCGCCGAGCCAUCCUACUCGAACGUCGUAUACGGCCUCGUCUACUCGCUACAGCCCUCCGAUGAAGAAGACCUCGAUAUGAACGAGGGCGUCCCAUUCGCGUACACCAAGGAGAACCUGCCAGUCUCGUUCUGGCCCAAGGAGAAAGAGGGUGAAUCCAUCGAUCCUCACAAACAUGCAAAGAAGCAGGACAUGCUCGUCUACAUCGAUCGUGAGCGCCUUGUAGACGACAAGCCUAAGCACGAGUAUAUCUAUCGCAUGAACAUGGGCAUACACGAUGCUCUCAAGGAAGGUGUCCCUGAAGACUACGUGCAAGAGGUCAUGCGCAAGUUCAUUCCUCCUGAGCAUGACGAUGAGGUCCGCGGUCAGGCAAUGCAGCAAGCUCUAGCCUUCAAGGAUGAAAGAUGAGAUGCCAGGGCCCUCAGUUCACCGUCGACACUUUCUUCGAUGUUCAAGCAUGAAUCCAUUGUUCUUCGAUGUUCAAGCAUGAAUCCAUCAUUCUCCGAAGACAGUGCAACCGCACCAAGAAAACGCGAACCUGAUUCUUCUACAAGCUCGUAAUUCGCUAGCCGAUCUCCCCGGUACUGACAAUCAUACUUGUAGCCGCAAGAUAGAUCACUAAGAAGGCGCAAGCCACUCGAGUAAUUGCUCUCAUU
This is a messenger RNA of Aureobasidium subglaciale EXF-2481, 1143 nucleotides long. RefSeq lists its product as uncharacterized. The coding region runs from base 311 to 895 and encodes 194 amino acids. The transcript has a single exon. Gene Ontology annotation, molecular function: gamma-glutamylcyclotransferase activity. Lineage: Eukaryota; Fungi; Ascomycota; Dothideomycetes; Dothideales; Saccotheciaceae. The record is from RefSeq and is a predicted model, not a curated record.